UUCAGCAAAUUCUGCUGAGCUGGCAUUUCCGUAUAGAUCUACAAAGCUUAGCUAGCUAGCUAGCUGGAUCCAAGAUGUCUAACUUUCUGUGUGAAUUGCCCCCUGAGGUGGUACUGAAGAUCACUGGCUACAUGGAGGUCCCCGAUGUGCUGCGGUGUUUGCGCGUGUGCAGAGGAUGGACGGAGAUGCUUUGUGUUGGAGAGAUGACCCCAUUUUGGCGGCGUGCCUGUGUCCAUGCUGGCCUCCCCCAGUACUAUGUCAAGGAGAGGAUGAGAUUCAGCAAGUUCCCUAAUGAGCUGUUUCAUGAGAUACGUCGCCACAAGAUGACCGUAGCAACUCAGAAGCCAACCAUUCAUUCCAUCAGAGGAAUUCAUCCAUUUGAAUCGACUCAGAAAUGUGAAUAUGCCGGAGGAGGUUUCUUUGUCAAGACGAUUGAUUAUUGCAGCCUUGAGUAUGAGGAGACCAUUAUCGGAGAGUUUAGUCCUGACAAGAGGACCAUUGUCAAGCGAGAUGCCUUCAAGAGUGAUUGUGGGCAAGUUAUGUGGGCUCACUACCUCGGUGGCAAUGUAGUGUAUCAAACGUAUGGAGCAAGAUGGUUUCGUUAUAACGUUGAGAGCCGACAGUUAACCGAGCUAACCCCGGGGAAACGAGAGAGAGGACUAAACUACUCAAUAGGACUUUGUCGUCAUUGUGUGUUCCUCAUGUUGGUGUCCACUGAGAACUCGAUGCAUGGCUACUCUUGGAUACUGCAUUUCCUCAACUUCAGCAAUGGCCGAGACCGCUGUCCACUGGAGCUCAAGCACAAGACUCCCAUACCUCAUGGGAUCACUCAGUUCAUACCCCGCCCUGUUACCGGUCACCUCCUCCCACUCAAUGGUGACUGUUCCCAAGGUCACUUGCUCAUUGUACAAGGAGGCACCGGCGCUUGCGUGUUCAAAGUAACCCAUAGCGAUGACGAGGGGAUUCAAGUAUCCUCCAAACCUAUUGGAAAACUGAACCCAUUUUUCGAUGUUGACAUUGCAGUGAUGGUGGUCAACACUACUAGCGAGAUGAUACUCUCCCACGAUGAAGAGGUGCUGGGGAUCAUAACCUGCGUUGUCUAUCCAUUCCAGUCUGGCCUGUGUCUGCAUGUGUUUGAUACGCGCACCUACGAGAGGAUUAGCUCAGUCAAGGUGGACUGGAAGGAAGGAUUCAAUGAUGGCUGUGUGUUGUCUAUUAGUCGACUGUACGCUACUCUCGCUGUGGGCCACUCUAAAGGCAUUGUCAAGUUGGUUCAUGCUCGCACUGGUCAAGUCUUGCUGGAGGUGUGUGGUUUGAGUCGUGGUUUGCCCCCUAUAGUGCCGAUGUCAAGGCUGCUCCUGAUUCACUAUCAAGGGACCUAUGGGGAGGAUUGUAUGGUGGAUGUGCAAGCUCCUCUCAACCUCGUGGUCUUGUACAGGAAGGGAGUUAGAGACAUUGCUGGUGUGUGGUUCUCUCCGUACCCCGCCAUUCAAACAAGAGACUAUGUUGUCAACUUGAGUGAAGAAUCAGAAGAUGAUAGGGACGAUUAGCAUAUAUAUUUUUGUAUUAUUUUGCUGUAAUCAUGAUUGUACAUUCCAUAAUUACUUUUGCAAAUCGUUGGGUUUUAUUUAGAUUACAAAAAUUG
Messenger RNA from Halichondria panicea, 1645 nucleotides. RefSeq lists its product as uncharacterized. Gene Ontology annotation, molecular function: protein binding. NCBI's taxonomy places the organism in Eukaryota, Metazoa, Porifera, Demospongiae, Suberitida, Halichondriidae. The transcript has a single exon. The coding region runs from base 75 to 1550 and encodes 491 amino acids. The record is from RefSeq and is a predicted model, not a curated record.